AUGCCUUUGAAAGUCCUGAGAAAACCAGACUUGAACAUCAAAGUCGUUCUUAAUGAUAUUUUUUCUGACUUCAAAAAUUCCAAUGAAAAAUGCCGUUUGUGCUUUAAGGAAGUUUUUGAUCAAAAUUCAAGAAUUUACGAGACAACUGACAGGAAAGACGAGAUUAAUUCUAUCUUGCAAGUUUACUUGUCUUUGGAUGAAAGAGGAUCAGAAUUUGUGUGCUCAGAAUGUGAAAACAAAAUAAACAAUUUACAUCAGUUCAAGAGGAAAAUAGAUGAGAACCAUGAAAAUUUUGAGAAGUUUAGCAGCCUGAAAUAUGACAAUGUCAACAACGAUAAUUUCAUCAAAACUGAACCAGAACUGUCUAAAUAUAAGGAAUCUGACUUCAAAAAUUGCAAUGAAGAAUGCAGCUUGUGUUUCAAGGAUGUUUUCUAUCAAAAGUCAAGAAUAUAUUUGACAGAUGACAUAAAAGACAAGAUUUAUUCUAUCUUGCAAAUCAACUUCUCUGUGGGUGGAACAGGAUCAGAAAUUUUGUGCAUAAAAUGUGAGAACGAAAUAAAUAUCUUUCAUCGGUUUAAAGAGAUGAUACAUGAAAAGCAGAAAUAUUUUAAAAUGUUCAGCAUGAAAAAGGAUAAAGCCAACUACUAUGAACUUACGUUGGCAUUAAAUGAACAACUCGUAAAAUCUGAACCGGAGCUGUCUAUAUGCUCGGAGUCUAUUUUCGAUGAAGUUAAAGAAGAUACGUCUGAAUCUGAACAUGAAAAUCAAAAUGAUUCAAUUGAAGAUCAUCUUUUGGAGUCAAACAUCACUGAACGGAAAGUACAGGCAAGUUCUGGAAUUGCUCCUUGCAACGUCUGUGGAAAACAAUUUAAAAGUCGCCACUAUCUCAAGCAACAUUACAUAAGAGUGCAUAUGAAUUUAAGACCUCAUCAAUGUGAUAUAUGUGGUAAAAGAUUCCCACGUCGAUGUGAUGUUGCUACACACAUAAAAACGCAUAGAGAAAGAAAAAAGAAAAAAUACAAUUGCGAUAGAUGUGAACGUUCUUUCUUCAUUAAAGGAGAUUUACGAAAACACGAGUUAAAGUUCCAUAAAGAUGAUAUUAAGCCUCAUCAGUGUAAUAUUUGUGGCAGAAAGUUUCUUGCACGAUGCAGACUUGAUAUGCAUAUGGACACACAUAGAGAAAAUAGAACAAAAGAUCAUCAUUGCGAUAUCUGCAAAACUUAUUACUUUCAUAAGGAAUUAUUACAAACACAUAUAUCAAGAUAUCAUGAGGAUAAACCGUUAUCAUGUACAUCAUGUGGAAAAGGCUUUAAAUUGGAACAAAAGCUGAAAAUUCAUUCCUGUAGUAAUUUAAAGAAAUCAGUACAAUCAACUAAGAAAUAUGAGUGUGAUAUAUGUGGAAGAAUAAUUCGAACUCAAAAAAACUUUUUUUAUCACAUGGACACACACAGGGAAAAUAGAACAAAGGAUCACCUUUGCGUUAUCUGUGAAUGUUCGUUUUUUAAUAGCAUAGGAUUACGAGACCACAUGUUAAAACAUCAUGAAGUUAAACUGUUUUCAUGUUCAUUAUGUAGAAAAACUUUCAAAUUGAAGAGAAAUUUGGAGUCUCAUAUUUGUAGUUAUGUUCAAGAAUUAAAUGAUAGUCAACAAUUCACUCAUUGCCAAGUUUGUGGAAAAAUAUUCAAAAAUGCUUUUAGACUUAAACGCCACCAGAGAGUUCAUGUGAAUUCUAAACUUUAUGAGUGCGAUAUAUGUGGACGGAAAAUUCAAUCUCGAAAAACCUUUUUUUAUCACAUGGAGAUACAUAGAGAAAAAAAACAGAGAAAGUUUUUUAUCAGAAAUUUAAGGUUUAAAAUUCAAAAUCAAAUAAUUUUGAAAGAAUUUCCACUACCUCAACAUGUCUUCAAGUAA
Messenger RNA from Clunio marinus, 1911 nucleotides. Lineage: Eukaryota; Metazoa; Arthropoda; Insecta; Diptera; Chironomidae. The record is from the annotation of a GenBank genome assembly.